Molecule: messenger RNA, 621 nt
Organism: Dacryopinax primogenitus
Lineage: Eukaryota; Fungi; Basidiomycota; Dacrymycetes; Dacrymycetales; Dacrymycetaceae
Product: general substrate transporter
Exons: 4
Coding region: 1-621 (206 amino acids)
Biological process (GO): transmembrane transport; carbohydrate transport
Cellular component (GO): membrane
Molecular function (GO): carbohydrate:proton symporter activity
Source: RefSeq, a predicted model, not a curated record
AUGUCCACCUUCCUGACUGGUAAUCCACAUCUGAAGGGCUAUACGCUCUCCAGACUGAUUGACUUCACAUGUUCUGUUGCAUUUAUCCUUUUCGGAUAUGAACAAGGUGUGAUGGGAGGUGUGAUCACAGGACCGCAGUUCACGCAACGCUUCCCGUCGAUUGACACAACGAGUGGACAUGGAAACGCGCAGCUUCACCGGUUCACUGUGGGAAUCUAUAAUAUAGGCUGUUGGGCGGGUUCUUUGCUUACAAUGGUAAUCGGAGAACCACUAGGCCGUAAGAGGACUAUCAUUGUCGGGGCCAUCAUCCUGGCUGCCGGCACAAUCAUACAAUGCUCUUCAUAUUCCCUGGCUCAGCUCCUGGUGGGUCGAAUGAUUACUGGUACCGGAAAUGGGAUUAUCACGUCAUCUAUCCCGGUGUGGCAUGCCGAACUCAGCAAAGCAAAAUCACGGGGGAAACUCAUUACUACAGAGCUUUCUACCAAUGUCUCUGUAGCGUACUGGGUGGACUGCGGGAUGUCAUUCGUGAACAAUGAAGCAGCCUGGCGAUUUCCCAUUGCUCUUCAAGUCUUCUUUGCUGUAUCCACGAUUGUUUUCAUCAUCCUGAAAGCGGCGCCGUAG